This is a messenger RNA of Polypterus senegalus (gray bichir), 5399 nucleotides long. RefSeq names its product phosphatidylinositol-4,5-bisphosphate 3-kinase, catalytic subunit beta (gene pik3cb). Gene Ontology annotation, biological process: phosphatidylinositol-mediated signaling; phosphatidylinositol 3-kinase/protein kinase B signal transduction; cell migration. Gene Ontology annotation, cellular component: phosphatidylinositol 3-kinase complex; plasma membrane; cytoplasm. The coding region runs from base 445 to 3660 and encodes 1071 amino acids. Gene Ontology annotation, molecular function: 1-phosphatidylinositol-4-phosphate 3-kinase activity; 1-phosphatidylinositol-3-kinase activity. NCBI's taxonomy places the organism in Eukaryota, Metazoa, Chordata, Cladistia, Polypteriformes, Polypteridae. The record is from RefSeq and is a predicted model, not a curated record. The transcript has 24 exons.
GCAGACCAGAGAAGGCAAGUCCGCGAGUGUUCUCGCUAGGCGGCGAAUUGUGUUUCCGGGUAAAUCACAACGAAGCACCGUCCAGUUUGCGCUCACUCGUGCUUCUGCGGGUCUGCCCUGCUGCAGCCUGCGAGGGAGCCUUGCGCCAGGGGAGGGCGUGCGGAGGAGAUUCGCUUGAAGCGGACCAGAGCCGUCCACCUGCUGCCCCCCUCUUCUGCAGAGAGAUAAAGAGAAAAGACGGAUUUCAUGCUUGAGCUCUAGCCUCUUGCUUCCAUUCCGCUUCGAUGUAUUUCCUGAUUUCGCGAGAACCCGAAGCGUACCGAGAUGCUACAUGGAUGCUAUGCACUUAACACAAUGACCAUGAGAGAAACUUGCAGAAGAUAAAAAGGUCUUCUGGGUGCCAGCAGGUCCAUAUGAUUGUCCAGAAGGCAUCCAUUUCUCACAAUGCCCCCUGCCAUGACGGAUAUUCUAGACAGCUGGGGUGUGGAUUCCAAUCUUGCUAAUGAUGUUACCCUCAAAGCAGACUUCCUCUUGCCCAAUGGCAUUUUCAUCCAAAUGGAAGUUCCCAGAGAAUCGACCAUCCUCAACAUCAAAUCGAUUCUCUGGAAGCAGGUACAAGGUUACCCUAUGUUUAGCGUCCUGGAGCCCAUGGAGGAGUACAUGUUUGAGUGUGUGAACCAGACUUCUGUUCAUGAGGAGCUUGAAGAUGAAUCCAGACGACUUUGUGAUAUUCGCCUUUUUCUCCCAGUUUUUAGACUUGUCACUAGAAACUGUGGUCGAACAGAAAGGUUGCUUGAGUCUAAAAUAGGUGUUCUUAUAGGCAAAGGUUUGCAAGAACUCGAUGCUCUAGAGAAUCCUGAAGUAAAAGAGUUCAGGGCAAAGAUGAAACGGAUAAGUGAGGAGAAGAUGCAAAAAGUUCAACAAUUUACUUGUCUAGAAUGGGCACAGAAAAACUUCUCAGCUCCACAUGAACCUCAUAAACCUGAAGUCCUCAAUGAAAGACUUGUGGGCAAUGAGAUGGUGGUUAACAUCUACUCUGAACAGCAUCAGGGUAUGAUUAGUCUUGACACAAGUCCAGAAAUUUUACCCAGUAACUUGGCAGAAGAAGUUCUUGGAAGGUUGCUCCACCACUGUAAAGAAGAGGAGCUACCAGAUGCCAGCAAAUAUAUACUUCAGAUUGCAGGAAGGCUCGAGUUUCUGUUUGAUGAUCAGCCUCUCAUUAAUUUUAAGUAUAUUCAGAAUUGCAUAUUGAAUCAAGAAAUCCCUCGUUUUACCCUGACCUCUGGCAGCAUUGUGCAAGAAAUCUAUGACAAGGAGGUGUCCUACAUCCCAAAUAUAAUCAACAGAAAGUCCUCAAUUGCUCCAGUUCCACUGCCACCAAAAAAGAGAGGUGUUUCACAUAUAUCACCAACUACCUGUGUUUGGAAAGUAACAGAGACUUUUAAAAUUAUUCUGCUGAAAGGGAGCAAAGUCAAUGCUGAAGAAUCAGUCAAAGUUCAAGUCAGAGCUGGCCUUUUCCACGGUACUGAGCUCCUUUGCAAGCCUCUAGUCAGUAAUGAGACAUCUGGAAAAAGUGACCACAUCUGGGACAAAACUCUGGAAUUUGACAUCAAUGUCUGCGACCUGCCAAGAAUGACUCGGUUAUGCUUUGCAGUGUAUGCAGUAAUGGAUAAGGUGAAAAAGCAGAGACCAACCAAGACGACUCAUGUUCAAAAGUAUCAGACAAUUAGAAAAGCAGGAAAAGUGCAUUACCCCAUAGCUUGGGUGAAUACCAUGGUGUUUGACUUUAGAGGACAUUUGAAGACUGGAGAUAUUAUUCUGCGCACCUGGUCCUCAUUUCCUGAUGAACUUGAAGAAAUGCUAAAUCCCAUAGGGACAGUCCAGACGAACCCUUACAAUGAGAAUCCUACUGCCCUGCACAUACGAUUUGUGGAGUACUCAAACUGUCCAGUUGUAUAUCCUCCCUUUGAUAAGAUUUUAGAAAAAGCAGCUGUGAUUGCCAGAAGCAGUGACUCAAUGACAAUGUCUAGUCGUGGAGGAAAAAAGUUUUACAUUGAGCUAAAAGAAAUAAUGGAGCGGGAUCCUUUGUCUCAGCUCUGUGAAAAUGAGAAAGACUUAAUAUGGAAGCUGCGGCAUGACUGUCGAGAGAACUUUCCUCAAUCACUACCCAAGCUACUACUGUCUGUCAAGUGGAAUAAGCAUGAGGAUGUAUCUCAGCUUCAGUCAAUACUCCAAAUUUGGCCAAAACUGAGUCCCAGAGAUGCACUGGAAUUACUUGAUUUCAACUAUCCUGACCAGUAUGUACGAGAGUUUGCAAUUAACUGUCUUAAUGUUAUGAGUGAUGAAGAAUUGUCUCAGUAUCUGCUACAACUUGUUCAGGUCCUGCGCUAUGAACCUUACUAUGACUGCGCCUUAACCAAGUUCCUGCUGGAGAGAGCACAGGCCAAUAGACGGAUUGGCCACUUCCUGUUUUGGCAUUUAAGGUCUGAAAUUCAUAUGCCAACAGUCUGUAUUCAGUUUGCGUUGAUACUGGAAGCAUACUGCCGCUGCAAUAUUCCUCAUAUUGAGGUUUUAAGACGACAGGUGGAGGCAUUGAACAAGCUGAAAGUUGUAAAUGAACUCAUCAAGUUUGGCACCAUUAAAAAUGCAAAGAGCAAAGCAAAGGAGGCAAUGCUAUCUUGCUUGAAGCAAACUGGCUACACAGAGUCUCUCUCUAGCCUUCCCUCUCCUCUCAAUCCCAAUAUCAUACUCUCAGGUUUCAAUGUGGACAAGUGCAGGUUCAUGGAUUCCAAAAUGAAGCCACUAUGGAUUGUAUAUGAGGACAAACACUUUGGCAAUGACUGCCUUGGAAUCAUUUUCAAAAACGGUGAUGAUCUACGGCAAGAUAUGCUUACCCUUCAGAUCCUACGUCUGAUGGACAUGCUCUGGAAAGAGGCUGAUCUUGACCUCCGAGUUGUGCCUUAUGGAUGUCUUGCUACUGGAGACAAAUCUGGUCUGAUUGAAGUUGUUCCAGCAUCAGAGACCAUUGCCAAUAUUCAGUUGACAAACAGUAAUGUCGCUGCAACUGCUGCUUUUAACAAAGAUGCUUUGCUUAAUUGGCUCAAGGAGAAGAAUUCUGGAGAUGCUUUAGAUCGAGCUAUUGAGGAGUUUACUUUAUCUUGUGCUGGCUACUGUGUGGCAACUUAUGUUCUUGGCAUUGGCGACCGCCAUAAUGACAAUAUUAUGGUCAGAAGCACAGGACAGCUUUUUCACAUCGACUUUGGCCAUAUCCUUGGGAAUUUCAAGUCCAAGUUUGGAAUUAAAAGGGAGCGGGUGCCUUUUAUUCUCACCUAUGACUUCAUCCAUGUUAUUCAGCAAGGAAAAACUGGCAACACUGAGAAGUUUGGCAGGUUUCGUCAGUACUGUGAAGAUGCCUAUUUAAUUCUCAGGAAGAAUGGAAACCUGAUUAUUACACUGUUUGCUCUGAUGCUAACAGCUGGCUUACCUGAGUUAACAUCUGUCAAAGAUAUUCAGUACCUAAAGGAUACACUGGCUUUGGGGAAAACUGAUGAUGAGGCACUGAAGCAAUUUCGGCAGAAGUUUGAUGAAGCCCUUCGAGAGAGUUGGACUACAAAAGUGAACUGGAUGGCCCAUAAUGUGGCCAAAGACAAGCGAUCCUAAUGGUUACUGCCAUAUGUUCACACCACUUGGGAAGACAAUGUAGAGAAAUAGGGACAGUUGAAGGAGUGGACCAAAAAAGCCGCCGAGAAAAUGGACUGCAAGUGUGUCGGUUGUUGUGCUCUGAGAGUGGCUCUUUUGUUAAACGUUUGACUGAUAUUCUCUUGACAUCAUUUAGGACGCUGUAUAUAGUGGGGUAUUUGCUAUUGUUGCACUCAGAGGACUUUAUCAUGCCCUUUAUGGAGAAAAUAAUAUAAAUUGUGAGGAACAUGUGCAAUUAUGCAUUUCUAAAGGGGUGCAAUUCUACUUCUAACACUGUAUUGCAAAGGAGGCUUUAUUAUGUUUGAAAAAUUGCACAGUUAUUCCAGCUUAUAUCAAAGUAUUUAAAUCGCUGGAUGAAAGGGUUUUUAACUUAAUUUUUUUUCCAAUUGAGGCAGUUUGCUGUAUGUGAUUUCUGUGUGUGUGUGUAUGCGAGUGAGAGUGUGUGAGUGUGUGCGCAUGUGUGUAAAAUAUUCAUAAAAGUAGUAGACUAUUUUAUAAGAGUGAUCAGAGCCGUUAUGUGCUUUGGCCUUUCUUUGCAGGAAAGCUUCAGCAAUGGAUCUGUGAAAAAUCUUAUUUCUAAAGCUACUGGCUUAUCAUGGAAAGUUGUCUUUAAGAUGGUUUUUUUCUGUAUAUUGACCUUUUUUUAUUUUUAAAAGAGUGUCAUACAAGAUUAUCCAGAUUUUUUUUACAGUGCUAAUGAAAUGUGCCUUUUUAUUGUUUUGCUGCUAAAAAAAAGAAAAAAGCAGUUGCAUAAUCUGAGAGUUGAUGCUGCCAUGCAUGGUCUCUGCCUCAAAAUCCUGGCCACUCCAAAACUGCAUUUCAUUCACUCUCCAUAUAUGAAACAUAACAUUCAGUAAGUAAAGUCUGACAGCUGGUCUUCUCUUCAGAUAGAUGAUACUUAUUUGUUUAUUACUGUAAAUGUGUAUUUAAUUUGUAUGCAGUAUGCUACAUUAAGGAGCUUUGUGAACAGUUUAAGGUGUUUGAAAAUCUUAACUGAUUUGCUUGUGUACUUACAUCUUUACUGCCACCUGUUGUUCAUGUGCUGAAUCUCCCUCAUUUUUCUACAGCAGGUCUUGUGUUCUUUUAACAGUUUUAAGCCCAAUGUUUUUUGUUUGUCACACUUACAAUAAUUUAAUACUCAUUUAAAGACUCGCUGCAUUUUUCUUUUCUGACUGCUCAAGUUAUAGUGUUUAGUAGAUGUAUUAAGAAUGAUUAGUUUAUGAAUUUAUGAAAUAUUUUUAUAUCUGCUGUAAAAAAAACAAAUCAAUGCCAAAAAGCAGUAAAGAAAUCAGAUAAAUUUUCUUCCAGGUGAAGCCACUUAAAUGAAAAUUGUUGAUGUGCUUUUUUUUAAAUUUAAUUGAUUGAAAUAAAUGUGAGGCAGAGAUCAAUACAUUGAAACAUAUCUUUGAAUUAGAAGUUUGUAUUUCUUUUUACUAAUUUAUUUCUAAAGGUACUCGUUUGGAGGAGUUCUUCCAAUUUCGGCUGUUUUGUGCCAUGUAGUUUCUAAGAAACUUCAUGUUUCAUUUUAUUGCUGAUUUUUUUGUUUUUUUUUCCUAUUAAUUGCAUUUUUUUUUGUAAUGCAACCCCACUUGCUCCCAGCUGCCAAUAUUCAUUUCUGUUGGCAAGUGUAAACACUGAACAUAUUCUAAUUUGUAUAUUUUGUGUGUGCAAAUUUUAUUAAAGCCCUUUUUUAAAAUCUG